This is a messenger RNA of Anoplophora glabripennis (Asian longhorned beetle), 2655 nucleotides long. It is a transcript of the gene ENGase, whose product is annotated as cytosolic endo-beta-N-acetylglucosaminidase. The record is from RefSeq and is a predicted model, not a curated record. The transcript is spliced from 8 exons. Gene Ontology annotation, cellular component: cytoplasm. The coding region runs from base 308 to 2080 and encodes 590 amino acids. Gene Ontology annotation, biological process: protein deglycosylation. Gene Ontology annotation, molecular function: mannosyl-glycoprotein endo-beta-N-acetylglucosaminidase activity. Lineage: Eukaryota; Metazoa; Arthropoda; Insecta; Coleoptera; Cerambycidae.
CAAAAUAGGGCAGAAAUUGAAAUUGUCAAAAUCAAAAAACUCCUCACAGAUUAGAGAAGUAUAUAUUCAUUCUACGGUAUGCAAUUUCAUUGAAAUUUUACAGUCAAACAAGAUAUAGAUGAAUAUUAAAAUAAUGCAGCAAACACUUAACAUAUUAUUCUAAUAGCCAGCCAAAGCGGAAAAACGGAAGCAAUUAACCAUAUCGAAACCGCAAUGCUCUCUGUUACUAGGAACUAGAAGAUAAUUCACUUCCCUUUCCUUAUAUGAACACUUUUGGGAAAUAAACCGGCGAUAGACAUUCACCGAAAUGGAACCAGAUAAGAGCGACACUUCCAUUCAGCCGAGUCCGAAAAAGAGACGCACAAAGGAAGAGCUAGAACCGGAACAGAUGGAGAACAAUAUGAUGCCCAGUCUUUUUGCCGAAUGCCAUCCUAUUACCAAUUUAGAAGAUAUCGAGGGUGUGAUAGAAGAACCACCUAGGUGGGUGAAGAGAGUCCAACCUCUCGCACCAAGAGCUCCGACUGUAGUGCAAAACAUCCUCUCGGACUGCCACAGCGAUUGUGAUCAUUAUUUACCAAGAAACAGAUUCGACGCUAGAAUGGUUCCAAAAACCCUAGUGUGUCACGAUUAUAAAGGUGGAUACCAAGCCGAUAAGUACUUGCAUUAUCCCGAUGAAAACAUUUUGGGAAAUGGGUAUCCUUUUUACAACUGGGCGCAGAUUGAUAUUUUUGUGUAUUUUAGCCAUCAUCUUAUUACUAUUCCUCCGUUGUGUUGGAUAAAUGUCGGACACAGAAAUGGCGUAAAGGUUCUAGGGACCCUAAUUACUGAAUUUGACCAAGGUGCUAAAAUAUGCGACAAAAUAUUCAAAAACGUCCAAACGAUGCAACAAUUUGCUAACUCCCUGGUGAAGCUCUCAAGCAUUUUUGGGUUUGAUGGAUGGCUUUUAAAUAUAGAAAACAGUAUUACAAAUGUUGAUGUUUUGAAGAAGUUUGUGGUUUACCUUUCCGACCGGGUCCAAUCUGACAAUCCUAAUAAUUUAGUGAUUUGGUACGACAGCGUUACGGUAGAGGGAGCUCUUGACUGGCAAAAUAAACUUAGCCCAAAAAACAGUUUUUUCUUUGACGCUUGUGACGGGAUAUUCUUAAAUUACACUUGGAGCGAAAAGCACCUCCUGGAAACCGUAGAGGCGGCGAAACAUCGAAACCUGGAUGUUUUCGUAGGAAUAGACAUAUUUGGUAGAAAUAUGUUUGGCGGAGGGAAAUUUUCUACUUAUAAGGCAGCAGAAGUGGUGACUCGUUACAAUCUUUCAAUAGCAAUAUUCGCACCUGGUUGGACACAUGAGACGCUAGAAAGAAACGAUAUAUUUUUCGAACAGUUCUUAAACAGGGAUUCCGCCUUUUGGUGCAGUUUGUGGCCUUACUUUUACACCCAUCCUAUAAAUAACUACUUCACUACAAAUUUUUACAUCGGUUUGGACAAGGCUUGUUACAACAUGUUCAACCAACAACAACAAUUGUCGAAGUUCCUCCACCCCAAAAAUCUCCCCUCCAUCGAGACAUACCAAACCAUCACCACUUUAAGCAACAAGUGCAAUUGCAUCCAAGCCGUGACGCUAGGCUCUAGAAACACGUGCUUGCUUACAAAAAAAGACCUGAGAAAGAACGUGGACUAUGUGCAUCAUCUGUUCGUCUGUGAUUUAAAGAUCGCCGAUAACUCUGUGGUGUUCCACCUCACGAAAAACGUCGAUAAAGAAGCGAAGUUAUCGGUGACUAUUUUAACGUGCGGCUUGAAUAAUAAAUUUAGGAAAAUUAAAUUACUGGCGGAUUACAAGUAUGAGCCUGUGAAUAACGCAUCGUUGUUGGAAGUGAACCCGUCGGAAGCGAACGAUGUGUACGACAGUGUCAGGCGGAGAUAUUUGAAGAUGGUCGAAGAGGAAGAAUGGACACUCAGGGUUUACAUAUUUAAUACAGGACCAUGCAAUAUUUUGGAAAUAGGAGCGACGAUCGAAGGCGGUGAUAGUAUUUAUUUUGGUGCUUUUGGAAUUCAAAAUGCUGAUGGCGAUUUUCUUAAAAAAAAAUAAUUUAUUUCUAACUACAAAGUGUUCCUACCUCUAAAUUAUAAUUCAGAUAUACUUCGUGUCGAUAUUAAUGCAUUUCUAAAAACGGGCCUCGAUUUCAAAGUUUAUGUGAACAUUUUUAAUUUUCACCACCACUUUCUCGAAUUAUGGAUUUACUUCUCAGUAACAACACUAAUAAAAAAUAAUAUUAAAAUUUCAGUUUUUAGCGUAAGAGAAAAUAAGUACAGUAUAGUGUAAAUCAAAAAACAAAUAUUCAGAAAAGAUGAGACUACUAGACAUUCGCUUAUGCUUUGCAUUUUUCUGGAAAACUUCAGGGUGUUGCAAAUUACGAGGAAAAAAACCUUUUCCCUUUGGCACCUUGUAUAUGCUAAAAACUGAAAUUUGUAUAAACAUUUUUACGUUUGCUCUGUUACUGAAAAAUAACCCUAAAUAAUUAAAAAAAAAAUUGUUAAAAUCAGAUCAGCCGUUUAUCAGAAAAUCAACUUCGAAUUGAGUCCCAUUUUUAACAGUGCGUUAAUUUGGACUCAAAGUUUACAUAUUUAUAUAUAUAUUUUUUAAUAAACAUUAAGCGUAACGUU